AUCUUCAUAGGCAUACAUAGCUAACUAACUAACUCUUUCUCUCUCACAACAACAAACAACAACAUUCUCAAUUCUCUCUCUGUCUCCUUGCUGUGAUGAUCCAUGUUCUUCUUCCUUCUUCUCCCUUCUCCUUUCCUUAAUUUAAAUCUCUCACCAUUAUCAUGGACACUUCUUGUGCACUUAGCAGCCUAAUUUAUCAUAUACAUCUUAUACCUACCUAUACAUUUUGUAUUUCUUGAUUUUCUGGGGUGCCUUGAUUUCCUCUUUUUUGUUGCGAGGGACUCACACACCAUGUUGCAGGAUGUUUUUGAUCAGCAACAACAACUGUCGCCAAAGGCGGCGGCCGAGGAGCAACACCAACUUCCCAUUUCAUGUUGUUGACAUUGAAUUUACAGGACGAAAUUUCAAGCCCUCUUAGUGCUCGAAUUUUCGAACUAUGUAACUCUGAAUUGUUCCCAGAGGCUUUGCAGAAUUCUGAGGUUACAUCCAGCUCAAAUUGCUGCUAUGAAGAGAACUCCUCAUAUGCAACAAACACAUCUUUAGCUAUAGAUGUAGAAACCAAGUUCAAUAGCAAUAACACAGUCACCACUCCAACUAGCACUACUACCACCGCCACCACCGCCGCCGCCAACACCACCAACAACAACAACAGUAGUAACCUCUCUGUGAUCUUUGACUCCCAAGAAGAUAUUGACAAUGAUAUAUCUGCCUCCAUAGAUUUCACACUCUCUCCAGCCUUCAAUGUGGGACCAUUUGCCCCAUCCCAGCAAGAACAACACUUUGAUUUCUCUUCUGUGCAGCAAAAUCAGGUUCAACUCACAGCAAGUUCUGUUGUGGAGGGCUUCUCUCACUCUCAGUAUCCACCUGACCCAGUUGCACCUCUCAUGGGAGCAUCAUUGCCACCUGUUUUUGAAGAGGAUUGCAUAACUUCUGUGCCUUCUUAUAUGCCUCUGAACCCUUCUUCUCCUUCUUGCGCUUAUCUCGGUCCCGGCAUGGCGGCGUAUAUGCCUCCUCCUGGUGCACUUAACACUGCUUUAUCGGCUGAGAGUUGUGGAUUGUAUGGUGGGAACAUUCUUCUGGGUCCUGAAAUUCAGACACAGGAACUGGAAUACCAGGGAGAAAAUGGAAGACUUUAUUGUACAGAUUCAAUUCAGAGGGUGUUUAAUCCUCCAGACCUUCAGGCACUUAGUACUGAGAGCCAGCAACUAGUAGCUGGGGCUGGGAGUUCUGCCACUCUGACACCAGAAAUCUCAAACUUGGAGGAUUCCACCUUCAAGGUUGGAAAACUUUCUGUUGAGCAAAGGAAGGAAAAGAUUCAUAGAUACAUGAAGAAAAGAAAUGAGAGAAACUUCAGCAAGAAAAUUAAGUAUGCAUGCCGCAAAACUCUGGCAGAUAGCCGACCUCGGGUUAGAGGAAGGUUUGCAAAGAAUGAUGACUUUGGAGAUGCCAAUAGAGCUGCUGGUAGCAAUCAUGAAGAAGAUGAUGAAGAAGAAGUAGUUGUGAAAGAUGAAGAUGAUAUGGUUGAUUCCUCAGAUAUCUUUGCUCAUAUCAGUGGGGUGAACUCCUUCAAAUGCAACUAUUCCAUCCAGUCAUGGAUUUGACUCAAUAGUUUAGCUAGUAUAUACUACACCUACUACAUUUAGCUUCUGUAGAUUUUUGCACGGCCCUGUUCCACUCCCAGAAUUCUUAAACUUGGGUGUGAUGAAUGAGGAAACUGAAUAAGAGGGGUCCUUAUACUAUACCAAUAAGGGAAUGAAGAACCUAUAGAAAGUAAAGUGUAUACAUUUUUGCAGACAUUAUCUUUCUCAUUACUUGUACUUACUAAGAAUCACAUGUUGUAUUUACCCAUAAAAUAUUUCAGUUGCCUUAUAGUGGUUGGAAACUAGCUCUUGUGGAUAUUUUUCCUUGGGGUGAUUUA
Molecule: messenger RNA, 1918 nt
Organism: Lotus japonicus
Lineage: Eukaryota; Viridiplantae; Streptophyta; Magnoliopsida; Fabales; Fabaceae
Exons: 5
Coding region: 372-1601 (409 amino acids)
Biological process (GO): regulation of flower development
Cellular component (GO): nucleus
Molecular function (GO): protein binding
Source: RefSeq, a predicted model, not a curated record